Messenger RNA from Dovyalis caffra, 645 nucleotides. Lineage: Eukaryota; Viridiplantae; Streptophyta; Magnoliopsida; Malpighiales; Salicaceae. The record is from the annotation of a GenBank genome assembly.
AUGGAACAAACCGAGGUACCUAAGCUUCGCUGCCAGCGAAUCGGCUGCAACGCUACUUUCACCGAAGACAACAAUCCCGAUGGUUCCUGUACUUACCAUGAUUCGCCUUUCUUUCAUGAUGGAAUGAAAGAGUGGAGUUGUUGCAAGAAAAGGAGCCAUGAUUUCAGCUUGUUUCUGGAGAUUCCAGGAUGUAAAACAGGUAAACACACAACUGAGAAACCGGUGUUAGCAAAGGUGACUCCAACGCCCACCCCAAAGAAUCCAGUUUCUACUCCCACUGCAGCUGCUGCCUCUAACCUGUCCUCAAAAGAAUCUUGCCCUAGAUGCAAGCAGGGUUUUUUCUGCUCAGAUCAUGGGUCACAAGCACAACCCCAAGCUGCACCAGCUAAAAGCCAAGCUUCUGCUCCGGCAAAAAAGAUAGUUGAUAUAAACCUGCCCCAAACUUGCAAGAAUCAGGGGUGCGGUCAAACUUUCAAAGAGAAGGAUAAUCAUGAAACUGCCUGUAAUUACCACCCUGGCCCUGCUGUUUUUCAUGAUCGAAUGAGAGGGUGGAAGUGUUGUGAUAUCCAUGUAAAGGAGUUUGAUGAAUUCAUGAGCAUUCCACCUUGCAGCAAGGGCUGGCACAAUGCCGAUCAAGCAUCUUAA